This is a messenger RNA of Vicugna pacos (alpaca), 3029 nucleotides long. Lineage: Eukaryota; Metazoa; Chordata; Mammalia; Artiodactyla; Camelidae. The record is from RefSeq and is a predicted model, not a curated record.
CCAAGAAGAAGCAUUUCGUGCAGCAGAAGGUGAAGGUGUUCCGGGCGGCCGACCCUCUGGUGGGCGUGUUCCUCUGGGGCGUAGCGCACUCGAUCAAUGAGCUCAGCCAGGUGCCUCCCCCGGUGAUGCUGCUGCCUGACGACUUUAAGGCCAGCUCCAAAAUCAAGGUCAACAAUCACCUUUUCCACAGGGAAAAUCUGCCCAGUCAUUUCAAGUUCAAGGAGUAUUGUCCCCAGGUCUUCAGGAACCUCCGUGAUCGAUUUGGCAUUGAUGACCAGGACUACUUGGUGUCCCUAACCCGAAGCCCCCCGAGUGAAACUGAAGGCAGUGACGGUCGCUUCCUUAUCUCCUAUGAUCGGACUCUGGUCAUCAAAGAAGUAUCCAGUGAGGACAUUGCUGACAUGCACAGCAACCUCUCCAACUACCACCAGUACAUUGUGAAGUGCCAUGGCAGCACGCUGCUGCCCCAGUUCCUGGGCAUGUACCGGGUUAGCGUGGACAACGAGGACAGCUACAUGCUUGUGAUGCGCAACAUGUUUAGCCAUCGUCUUCCUGUGCACAGGAAGUAUGACCUCAAGGGCUCGCUAGUGUCCCGGGAAGCCAGCGAUAAGGAGAAGGUGAAAGAAUUGCCCACCCUUAAGGAUAUGGACUUUCUCAACAAGAACCAGAAAGUCUAUAUUGGUGAAGAGGAGAAGAAGGUCUUUCUAGAGAAGCUAAAGAGAGAUGUGGAGUUCCUAGUGCAGCUGAAGAUCAUGGACUACAGCCUUCUGCUGGGCAUCCAUGACAUCAUUCGGGGCUCUGAACCGGAGGAGGAGGGACCUGUGCGGGAGGAGGAGUCAGAGGGGGAUGGGGACUGCGGCCUGACUGGGCCUCCUGCUCUGGUGGGCUCCUAUGGUACUUCCCCUGAGGGUAUCGGCGGCUACAUCCAUUCCCACCGGCCCCUGGGCCCUGGAGAGUUUGAAUCCUUCAUUGAUGUCUACGCCAUCCGGAGCGCGGAGGGGGCCCCCCAGAAGGAGGUUUAUUUCAUGGGCCUCAUUGACAUCCUGACACAGUAUGAUGCCAAGAAGAAAGCAGCUCAUGCCGCCAAAACUGUCAAGCAUGGGGCGGGGGCAGAGAUCUCGACUGUCCAUCCUGAGCAGUAUGCUAAGCGAUUCCUGGAUUUUAUUACCAACAUCUUUGCCUAAGAGACGGCCUGAUUGCAUGGUGACUGCUGCUUUAUGUUCCAGGUGGUGGGGUUCUGAGAGGCUUGGGGCAAUUGUGGAUAUCCUGGCCACUUCUCUUCCUCCUUUGCUGACUUUAGGCUACAAGCGCCUUCCAUCCAAAUAACUCCAUCUUGUGGAGUAGGCUCUUCUUGGCCCUCGGAAUUACACUGACCUCUCUCCCCUUCCCUCCUCCUCUCCCUUCCCCUCAACAAGUCUGCUUGCUUCAUUAGAGUGUUACUGUUGACUCUCCCAAGUGCCUUGAUCUUUGUAAGAUGUCCUGUUGUUUCCAUAACCUAGGAGGAGCUGGGGGAAGGGGGUUGUUUGCCAUCUUCAGGACCUGACUGGACAGAUGGACCUGGCUCAAGCAACUACUCUGGAUGCCUUCUGUCAUAUGAGAUGCACUAAGAGUAUCUGAAUUUUGCUGAUAACUUUAUAGAGCUCAUUGUGGCAUGCUUCCUUCCCAGUAGGCCCUGGGAUGGAAGAUGUUCCAAGAUACUACAGAUGUGGGUGCAGACAUGCGUACACAUGAUGGGAUGUGGCGGAGCUUAAAAGGUGGGGUGGAGAGUGCUCAGCAGCCUGGCACCUCAUGGAGGUGGGACCUCUGAGGACUCUUGUGAUUAUGCAGAUAACUGGAGAAGGUCUCUGUCAAGGGUUGACUACUCUCCAGUCUCUUCCUGCACCCGACUUUCACGCCGACCCAUGUACUUCUGGGCACAGGAGCCCAGAGAUGGCCUGGCCACCAAAGUGUUGAAUCCAGGGUGGAACGUUUGACUAUUGCUGCUCUUCACCAGGACCUCAUAUCCCUCCUGGGGCUGGAACCCUUCAGUGUGGGUGUGGCCAGUUCUGGAGGCUAGGAGGAUGGGCCAGGGCUGUAAGGCUCAUUCCUCAUGUUAAAUUUCCUUUCUUCAUGUCUGGCCAUCCAUGAGGUUUUAGUCCCAACAGAAGGGAAGGAAUAUCUCUAUCUGGGUCAACCCUUGUCAUUUCAAGAAGAUAGAGGUCUCACGUGUAGGGACCUCCUCUACUCCCCGGAAAUGUGGCCCUAGUAUACUUCCUUCCCCCACCCCUUCUGAAACCCUUUUUUCCAGUUGGAUUUGUUAUUCUGUUCUUUUUUGUCCCAUCUUAUACUGCUACUGUGUCUCCCAGGGGACAGAUGGCCUUCUUUGUCAUCUUCACUCUCCACCCCCAGAGAGGAGUCAGAGCUGUAACUCAAUCACCCAGCCCCCUCCAAAGAGAGCUGAGUUGAUGCGUGAUAUUCUCAGAAUGCGGAGGACCCUGAUGAGCUGAGAUGGUGUCCUCCUCUCCCUCCAAUGCCUCUGGGGCUAAAGCAGACAUUCUUUUGAUUCUGCACCCCCCCUCCCAGGCAUCUGCAUUUCUCUAAAACAAAGAUGGGCACCAGCAACUAACCUGUGGGGGUGCAAAGGCUCUUGGCUCUGUAUCUGGCUGGACUGAUCUGUCUCACAAGAAGUCAUGAGGUCAUAAAGGAGAAUUUCUCCCUCUCCUCCAUCUUCUGCUCCAAAGGAAGGAACAAGAGGAGUCCCCAGUUAAGGAUUGGAGCCCCUAUACUAUCUUCCUGAUGGAGCCUGAUGGAUCUUUUUCAUUCCAGCGGUCUUCCUUUCCCCUGUUGAAUGCAAUAAAACUCCAUGACACCAGCAACUGCUGUUCUUUAGAAAUGGGUUUUCUGACCAUUUGGCUGAUACAUCAUAAGCAUUAUGGUUUUCUUCAUUGUUGCUUCCGUUUUUCACCUUUUUGUUUUAUUAAUUAAUUAAAAAUAUCGUGUAUAUUUACUCAUUGCUGUCACUAUAUAGAAAAUAAAUUAUUGAAUCCAAA